Molecule: messenger RNA, 2706 nt
Organism: Triticum turgidum subsp. durum (durum wheat)
Lineage: Eukaryota; Viridiplantae; Streptophyta; Magnoliopsida; Poales; Poaceae
Source: the annotation of a GenBank genome assembly
AUGGAUGUGGAGAGAGCUGCGCCCAAGGGGCAUGGCAUCCUCAGCCUCUUUGAUUGGGGCAAGAGCAAGAAGUCCAAGAAGCGGCUGUUCGCCGGAGGCGGGGGCGCUUCUCCGACGCCAGGGAGCACGGCAGAUGGCAAGGAAGCCGUUGGCAGCAGGCCGAGCACGCCUUCAAACUCGAUCCUCGAAGAUGUGUCGAGUAUGAGGGAAAGUAGCGAGCAUAGCUCGUCAUCCUCGGUAAUUGAUGAGGACGCUCGUGCGAUGAAAGGACCCACUGUUGUGGCGAGGCUGAUGGGUUUGGAUUCCAUGCCUGCGACCAGCUCAUCUGGAUCCUACCCGAUUCCUUCUACCGCGCAGCAAACCUUCACAAACAAUGUCCAUGAUGAGUUCAUUGGCAGAAGCUACAUUGGCAGUCCUAGUCCUCAUAAGAUGCCGAGUAGCCCUAUUGACCGGUUUGGAAUGGAAGCGCUGCCUCAGAGAUUUGCCAAAAGGUCACUUUCAGGUGCGCAGCACAAGUUGUUCUCCCCGGUAAAGAAUCCUAAUCAUACGUCAGGCAGAAAUGCUGCUGAUAUAAUGGAGGCGGCGUCUAGGAUUAUUGGGCCUGGAGUUGAGAGUAAUAGCUCAUACAGAGCUCGGGAUGUUGGGUACUCAAAUGUCGUGCGUGCCUUCAACACAUCAGAGAUUGUUAGGGUCCAGCAAAUGUCCCAAGCGGCGAAGAAGCGUGACACCUCAGCAUCUGCUAAGGCACCGAGAGCAAAACCUUUUGAUGGAAGUUUGGUGACUUCAGAGACAACCUCUUCUUCCAGGUUCUCAGAGUCAAAUGGAAAUGCUCCAGUUGCUCCAAGGGUCAAGGCCGCCAGUAGAUUUUCACUAGAUCCGAGAGCUGCAAGUACCCAAGGAAGUGGAGGUAGAAGCAAAAACAGCAGGAAGCCUGCAACUCAUAUGGAUCCAGAACAUAACAUGGCCGAGAGAAAUCGGGGCAACCAACAAAAGAGUAAUAACCAAACUGUUGCAAGCUCUUCCAAUUCGCUUGAGCAAAAUAACAGAAAGCGCAAUGCUAUGGGUGUUAAGCACAAGGUGAAUCCAAAGUCAGCAAGACUCAGUCAACAGGGAAGCAACACACAUUCAACAAAUGCCUCCCCCAGGAAGGCCGGGAUCACCAGCACCCGUGCUGAAAGCAGUACGAAAGUCAACACAAAGGGAGAAGUGCAGCCAACCAACUAUGCAAACAGAAGAUUAAAUUCUACAGCUAAAACAAUCCCCAAACCGAGAAGAUUGCCAGAUGGGAGGAUGAACCCAAAGAAAAACCAGUCAAUUGAUAAAAUUCUCGCCGAGAGAAUUCAAAGGCGUGUUCAGAACAAUAUUGGGACAGAUGAACAGUCAUCUUCCUCCACAAACAAAAACAAAGUCAGCACUGAGAUUGUUUCAUUCACAUUUACCUCACCAGUUCACAAAUCAUUACCUGGUUCUAGAUUUCGCAAUCAUUCAGUGGAAACACGGUCAAUAGAGAGCAUGAACUCAGCACCAACUUCAAGCAGUACAUCGAAUACUAAACCUGAUGACAUAGAUGGUGAUUAUUUGGGAAUUCUUCUGGAGCAGAAAUUGAGAGAAUUGACCUCUCGGGUAAAGUCACCCUAUUCUAAGCCAGCCAAUGGGGUUCGAGUAUACGCCCCUUCACCAGGUUCGGAAGAUACAUCUAGCAUUGCAUCUACUGAGUAUGAUAGGGAGUCGUCUCAGCCUUUCAAGGACGGAAAAAACAAAUUCCACCAGAACGAUCUUGAAUCGAAAAGUGGUCAGAUUUCUCUUUAUGGCCAGUCGUCUCAAUCUGUGAAGUUUGAUAAUGAUUUCGUCGAUCAAGUGGAGUUGGAGCAUCUUCACUUUAGCCCCCGUUCUACAUGGGAAGUCUCCGUUUCAACAGAAACGGAAACCUGCUGCUCUGCAGAGAGCUGGACAAAUGCAAACGAAUCAAGGUUGUUUAGUUGUACAGAAGGAGCAGCAACAUCUGGUUCUGCACAGGACGGUGGAUCCCAAGAAGUGGACGCUUCAUCCGAAUAUUCUGACACAGCGUCGUCAGUCACGGCGACUACAGCCGAAACAACACACCCAUCAGAAAGCAGCAGCUCUUGUCGCGUGGACCGUGAUCCGGAGAUAGACUUCCUGAGAGAGCUACUGAACGCCAGUUCUCUCAGCGGACAGUCUUCAUCCGUUUUUGAGCGGUCGGGCAGCUCAGCCAUCCUGGACCCUCGUCUGCUGGAAGAACUAAACACAAACAGGAGCUCCAGGCUUGCAGCAGCAGCAGCGCCAGGCGGUGAGGAAGACGGCGGCAAGGCCUCGAGGAUGUCCCGGCGGCUGCUGUUCGACUGCGCGAACGAGGCGCUGAGCGGCAAGUGCGCCUACUACCUGGACGCGGGGUACGGGUCGUGGUUCACGGGCGCGGCGGUGCUGGUGAAGCUGUCGGCGGAGGAGCUGCACCGGGAGAUGAGCGGCGGCGGGCUGCGGGUGGCGGAGGAGUCGAUGGUGGACGAGCUUGUGUACAGGGAGAUGGGCGGGCCGCGCGGCGGGGCGUGGGUGGAGUUCAAGACGGAGUCGUUCGAGGCCGGCAGGGAUGUGGCGGCGGCGCUGCUGGAGGCCCUGGUCGACGAGGCCGUCGCCGACCUCCUCAUGAGCUCCGGCUCCGGCGGUGCUGUUCCUUCCCAUUGCUGUUGA